Molecule: messenger RNA, 760 nt
Organism: Solanum dulcamara
Lineage: Eukaryota; Viridiplantae; Streptophyta; Magnoliopsida; Solanales; Solanaceae
Product: WUSCHEL-related homeobox 5-like
Exons: 2
Coding region: 41-541 (166 amino acids)
Biological process (GO): plant organ development
Molecular function (GO): DNA binding; DNA-binding transcription factor activity
Source: RefSeq, a predicted model, not a curated record
AAAAAUAAAAAGUAAAGUGAGAAUAUCCAACUUUUGAAAUAUGGGAACAAAAUGUGGUCGAUGGAAUCCAACGGCGGAACAGGUUAAAGUUCUAACUGACCUGUUCCGGUCUGGACUCCGUACCCCGACCACUGAUCAGAUUCAAAAGAUAUCCUCUCAGUUGAGCUUUUAUGGAAACAUCGAGAGUAAGAAUGUCUUUUAUUGGUUCCAAAACCAUAAAGCUAGAGAAAGACAGAAACGUCGUCGUAAGAUUUUGGUCGAUGAGCCAAUAAUUGAUGAAGACAGAAUCCAAUUCAAUAAUAUCUCUUCAAACAAACAUUUUCCAGAGAAAAAUACUAAUCAAGAGGUGGAUGAGGCAGCAGAAAGAGCACUAGAGACUUUGCAACUCUUUCCACUAAAUUCAUUAAGUGAAUAUGCAGAGACGGAGAAGCUAAGGUUUUUCACAGAGGAAUACAUGAGGGAAAAUAUGACAUUUUCAUGCACCAUCGGAGCUGAAAUGGAUCAUCCAACGUUGGAUUUGCGUCUAAGCUUCUUCUCAUAGAAAUAUAAAAACUACUUAUAAGUAUUAAUAGUAGUAUAUUUAUGUUAGUCAUGUGGAUGGUUUCAGAGCACAUAUUAUCAUUAAUUUCCUGCUAGUAUAAGGAGGGUAGCAAGUUUGUUGUAGUGAUUAUCUAAUGAGUAAUCUUGAAAAUGAACGUAGCUCAAGAAAAUGCAUUGAUACUUGUAUUACUACUACUAAUUAAUCCAAUUUGGUUCGACA